Penicillium manginii is the source of this 1023-nucleotide messenger RNA. Its product is annotated as phosphotransferase family protein. The coding region runs from base 1 to 1023 and encodes 340 amino acids. The record is from RefSeq and is a predicted model, not a curated record. NCBI's taxonomy places the organism in Eukaryota, Fungi, Ascomycota, Eurotiomycetes, Eurotiales, Aspergillaceae. The transcript is spliced from 4 exons.
AUGGCAGGAGAAGUGCGACAGCCCAUUGACAUUCCCUCGCUGGAGCGGUACAUCGACCAGAAUGUACCAGCUCUGAAGACCCCAUUAGAUGUGAAGCAGUUCGGAUUCGGCCAAUCCAACCCAACCUACCAGCUGACGACCGCCGACGGCAAGAAGUUUGUCCUGCGGAAGAAGCCCCCCCGGAAAGCUGCUCUCGAAGACAGCACACAAGCACUCUGUCUUUGCGAAGACAACGAUGUAAUUGGCACCCCAUUCUACAUCAUGUCGUUCCUCGACGGGCGACACUUCACCGACCCAGCCAUGCCAGGCGUCAGUGGUGAGGAGCGCAAAGCACUAUGGAAAUCCGCCAUUCAAACGCUAGCCAAAUUCCACCGGGUCGUGCCCAAGUCAGUUGGCCUCGAGAAGUUCGGCAAGCCAUCAGGCUUUUAUGACCGACAAAUCGCAACCUUUACCACAAUCUCACGGGCUCAGGCCCAGGUCCUCGACGCAGACAGCAAGGAGCCCGUCGGCGAACUGCCACACUUCGAAGACAUGGUGCGCUUCUUCUCGCAGAAGUCGUCGCAGCCGCGGGAUCGGGGCACCCUGGUCCACGGCGACUACAAGAUCGACAAUCUGAUCUUCCACCACACGGAGCCUCGAGUCAUUGGCAUCCUCGACUGGGAAAUGGCGACGGUCGGGCACCCGCUGUCGGACUUUUGCAACGUCACCAGUCCGUACAUCCUCGAGGGGGCAGAUUCGUCGACCGAGUCGUUCCAGGCCGGGCGGACGCCGGGUCUGCCAUCGCGUGAGGAAUGCAUGCGCUGGUACCAUGAAGUGUCGGGAUACGAUCCUGUGGGCGAUAUCGUUUGGGGAGAUGCAUUUUUUGCUUUCCGAGGCUCCGUCAUCAUGCAGGGCAUUGCGGCCCGGUUCGCGGCGCGACAGGCUAGCAGUGCGAGGGCCAGCGAUUACGGGAGUCGGGCCAAACCGUUUGCCCUUAGCGCCUGGCACCGCGUGCAACAGGUGCAGCAGAAGGGUAAAUUGUAA